Messenger RNA from Achroia grisella, 1106 nucleotides. Its product is annotated as pupal cuticle protein 36a-like. Gene Ontology annotation, molecular function: structural constituent of chitin-based larval cuticle. The record is from RefSeq and is a predicted model, not a curated record. NCBI's taxonomy places the organism in Eukaryota, Metazoa, Arthropoda, Insecta, Lepidoptera, Pyralidae. The coding region runs from base 76 to 1053 and encodes 325 amino acids. Gene Ontology annotation, cellular component: chitin-based extracellular matrix. The transcript is spliced from 4 exons.
AUAAAUAUUGUACUUACUAUUGAAUGUUAUCAGUACAUAUCAGUCCAUCUGUGUAGUUGCUUCUCUAUUGAAAACAUGAAGCUGUUCAUUCUUCUCAGUGUAUGCGCUUGGGCCAGAGCUGCCAAAUUAGAUAACACCUACCUGCCCCCAUCUAAUGCCGGCACAGCAGGAGGUUCUGGAAACUUCUUGCAAACACCUACAGGCCCAUCAGGGCGCAAUCAGUUCAGUAACGGAAAUAACGUUAACGGAAACAACUAUGGGAGAAAUGGCGGAAACGGAUAUAACCAGAACGGAAAUGGAUUCAACCAAAACGGCAAUGCUGGUCAAUAUGAUAAUGGUUUUAAUAGUUUCGAUAACCGUCCAGAACGCGCUCAGGCUGCUUUCGAGAGAAACGCCGCUAUUCUCCGUCAGGACAAUUCCAACGAUGGAGAAACUUAUUCGUAUGCUUAUGAAACGGAGAAUGGUAUUUAUGCUGAAGAAAAUGGCGUAGCCACCAAUGGUGUUGAGGCUCAGGGUGGAUUCUCUUACACUGGUGAUGAUGGACAAGUUUACAGCAUCAGAUAUACAGCUGAUCAAAACGGAUUUGUCCCUCAAGGCGACCAUCUCCCCACUCCUCCUCCAAUCCCUGAAGAAAUUUUGAGGGCUUUGGAGCAGAACGAGCGUGAUGAAGCAGCUGGCAUCUUUGAUGAUGGAUCCUACAACGAAGCUAAAUACGGCAGCGGCGACCAGUACAACGGAAACAAUUACAACGGUAAUGGAAACAAUUACAACGGAAACGGAAACUUCAACAGCGGAAACAACUACAACGGAAACGCGUACAACAACUAUCAGGGCGAUGAAGACAGCGUGGUCACUACCUCUGCUUUAUUCCGUAACAGCGCUAGACAACAAAACAACAACGAUAACGUGAGGACGGGUGGCUCUAAUGGAAAUGGUGUUAACAAUGCCUAUUUGCCACCUACAUCGAGAAACGGAAACAGAAAUAACGGAAACGGUUUCGGUACCAGAAAUCGUCAGCCCACAUUCAACGAACGCGAAGGCUACAGAUUCUAAUCAAUGAUUGUUUUAUAAAUUUAUUUGUUUGUAUAUAUUUAUCAAUAACAUGA